AAGGUAUGCGUGAUAAGAGUGGAGUUGAGAAGGUUUCACUUUCGUAGUGUCUUCCCAUCAGCCCGGUAAGGAGCAGGGUGUGUGCAGGUCGAUCCGUCAAGUGUUUGUUGAGAUAAUUCGAGAGGUUUUACUAGUUAAAAAGAUUAAACAUGUCUGACGACGCACAACAACAAAAAGUCCGGGCCGCCACCUCAAAUGUGUUGACAAAGUUUAAUCAGAGGGUCAUCCAAGAAAUGAAGGAGGCCUUCACAAUGAUUGAUCAGAACAGGGACGGUUUUAUCGAUAUUAACGACCUGAAGGAAAUGUUCUCAUCGUUAGGAAGCACACCCGAUGAUAAAACCUUGAAAGAAAUGUUGGCCGAGGCCCCCGGACCCCUCAACUUCACAAUGUUCCUCUCCCUCUUCAGCGACAAACUCGGCGGUACCGAUCCCGAGGAUUCUUUAAAGAACGCCUUCGCCAUGUUUGACAAGGAUGGAAAGGGAAAAAUUCCAGAGGAGUACAUCAAGGACUUAUUAGAAAACAUGGGAGACAACUUCACAAAGGAGGAGAUGAGGCAGACGUUUAAAGAAGCCCCUAUUGAAGGAGGAAAGUUAGAUUAUGAGAGAUUUGUAGGGAUCAUCAAGGGAAGCAGCUCAGAAGAGGCAUAAUAACAUCGAACUUCUAGUCGACUCAAUUCUCAUCCAUCACCCCUCAAAAAUACGAACUUUAAUCUCCGUGAAUGUGGCGUAAAAGACUUAAAAAUCACGUGUCAGUGUGUCAAAAUGGACAAUAAAUAAUCUAUACCUACGGACAGCAGUUGAAGGCUCAUUUUGAAAUAAGGGGUGGAAAAUCUUUGUAUUUUAUUUUUUUCUUCCUAAAUUAUCUGUUUUAAUUACGGUUUUUCUCAAGCCAAAGAGCACUACCAUUCCAUUACUAUUUCUGUUAGACACAUUUGCUGCCUCUGCUCCCCGGGCCUUAGUUAGGAAGCACUCCCACCUUCAGCAGAGUGUGUCUGUUGUUAAGGAGGCGCGUGGAGUAUUUCGGAAACCAUCUUGAUUGUUGUAAAUAUAGAGAGUGACAUCUGAUUUGUAUCUUGCCUCCGUCUUCUUCUGUUGGCUUGGGAUGAAUCGUCUGAAAUUCGAUCCAUGGCAGCCAAAACCACUGCCAAAUUUAGAACACCUGUCAUUUGUUCGUUUCUCAUACAGUGUUAGCAUCCCAUUAGUACCAAAGCUCUAGCGUAAUCUAAUAAUAGAUAACGAUAUUCCUACACUGUAUAUGAUGUGUUUUGUUGGGUGGGAGGAUAAUAACUGCGGAGGCUGUUUGCUCCCUGUGUUAUGUGAUUUAUGAAAGUGAUUGUAUUAUUUAUUUCUCUUGUUUAGAAAAUAUUGACCUGUCGUAUAUUCAUUCAUGAUGGAUCAAAGUUAUAAAAAUUUUAUUUGAUUAAUCAUAUUAUUUAUUUAUAAUUGUUAAUCCAAUUGAAUAUUUUUUAACUAGCGCGUGACCGACAACCUCUGGCCAGUUUGUAGACAAGUACUUGAUCUACAGCGGAAGCCAUGUCAGUACUGCCACGCCCUCUAGGGCUUAGUUGAUGAACUGUUAGGGUUUCUGAACUCGCCCUAUAGGGGGCGCUGCCUCAUGUGAUAUGUUGGCAUGGCUGCCGCUUAUGCUACUACCUGGGUGGAUUGUUCCCAAUGUAACCAUUUAUUGUACUAAUAAAACCUCUGUGCACAGAGUGA
Molecule: messenger RNA, 1715 nt
Organism: Saccostrea echinata
Lineage: Eukaryota; Metazoa; Mollusca; Bivalvia; Ostreida; Ostreidae
Product: myosin regulatory light chain A, smooth adductor muscle-like
Exons: 8
Coding region: 150-647 (165 amino acids)
Cellular component (GO): myosin II complex; cytoplasm
Molecular function (GO): myosin heavy chain binding; calcium ion binding
Source: RefSeq, a predicted model, not a curated record